Messenger RNA from Jatropha curcas, 1285 nucleotides. It is a transcript of the gene CDA1, whose product is annotated as cytidine deaminase 1. NCBI's taxonomy places the organism in Eukaryota, Viridiplantae, Streptophyta, Magnoliopsida, Malpighiales, Euphorbiaceae. Gene Ontology annotation, cellular component: cytosol. The record is from RefSeq and is a predicted model, not a curated record. Gene Ontology annotation, molecular function: cytidine deaminase activity; zinc ion binding.
CAGAAAAAUUGAAGGCAGGAGGAAACUAUCGCUGAGCUAGCAAAAUUUAAUUUACCAGAAACUCAGACCACUUAUCCCCCCUAUAAAUAUUCGCAAUCGCUCCACGCCAUCUUCCCCCACCUCCCCAGCCUUCUUCACCAUUUCCGGGAAGGCUCUCUCUCUCUCUCUCGAAUUUCUCUAAUCACUGAUCUAAACCUCUAACCAACCAGAGAUGGAGCAACUCGGAUUCGUAAUCGAAGCCCACGAAGCCGAAUCAAUGGCCAAACAAUCAGGCCUUACUGUCCUCGAGCUCCUACCUACCUUGGUCAAUUCGGCCCGGUCCUUGGCCCGUACGCCCAUCUCCAAUUACUGCGUCGGCGCCGUCGGGCUUGGAUCCUCCGGUCGCAUCUUCUUCGGAGCCAAUCUCGAAUUUCCAGGCCUCCCUCUCCACCACUCUGUCCAUGCCGAACAAUUCCUAAUCACUAAUCUUACCCUCAAUGCUGAACCCAAGCUCAACUCCGUUGCCGUCUCCGCCGCCCCCUGCGGUCACUGCCGGCAAUUCUUCCAGGAAAUCCGCCACGCUCCCGAUAUCCAGAUCCUUGUCACAGACGAUAGUAAUAUCGAUAAUUCCGGCGGUGCAGCUGGCAAAAAUGGAGGUAAAAAGAAAUUUGAGCCCUUAUCGCAUUUUCUACCUCACAGGUUCGGGCCAGACGAUCUUCUCGAUAAGGAUUUUCCCUUAGUUUUAGAACGACAUGAUAACAAUUUGUCGUUGCUAAAUGAUUCUAAUUGUAAUAAUAAUAUUCCAAAUGGAAUUAGUACCGUUAUUUGCGAUGAUUUGAAAUACGAGGCUUUAGAGGCCGCCAACAAGUCUCAUGCUCCAUAUAGUAAGUGCCCAUCUGGGGUGGCGUUGAUGGACUGUGAAGGUAAAAUUUAUAGAGGUUCUUACAUAGAGUCUGCUGCGUAUAAUCCGAGCUUGGGCCCAGCACAGGCGGCGAUUGUGUCGUACUUGGUAAAAGGCGGCGGGGGUGGGUAUGAGAAAAUUGUGGCUGCUGUAUUGGUGGAAAAAGAAGGGGCUGUGGUGAGACAGGAGUACACGGCAAGGUUGCUUUUGCAGACGAUUUCAUCGAAGUGUGAGUUUAAGGUGUUCCAUUGCGGAUCCAGGUCUUGAAUUAUCUUGUUGUUACUGGUAAAUUAAUUUUGUUUUUAUAAAAUUCUCUCAAUAAUAUUUGUUUUAAGCUGCCAUGAAAGAUGGGAAUGAAAUCGAAGGGGUUAUUAAUGAAUUAAAUUUAGUCAACAUUUAAAUCUC